Molecule: messenger RNA, 618 nt
Organism: Amoebophrya sp. A120
Lineage: Eukaryota; Dinophyceae; Syndiniales; Amoebophryaceae
Source: the annotation of a GenBank genome assembly
AGGCGAGCCCGCAACCCCGACACCGCAGGGGCCCGCCCACGCCACCAAAGACAUGGCCCGGCCCGGUGGUUUCCAUUCAUGGGCCUGGGCCCCGCGUUUCAUUUGCGCCGAGCCGACAACUUUGCAUGUUUGCGUGCUGGUUGGGCGGCCCCGGUUGUUGUAAUGUAUGGCGCGCCCAGCUAGGCAUGGGAGAGGAUCUACGCCCCGUUGAGAACUGACAGCCGGGGUGGGCGCGCAGUCCGUCGGUCCUGCGCCGCUAUUUACGCGGCCCGCUCACCGCAGCUUGCUGAAUGCUGGCUCGUGGAGGAGGUGUCUUCCCUUGGCCGCCGGGUAGCUGCCCCGCCCCCCUCGCCUCGCUCCUCUCUGAGCAAGCUGGGGUCGUGUUGCUAAGUGUGCCGGGCGAACGACGUGUCGAUAGGUCCGAUGAUUGCAGCGGCGCGCCUACCUCUCAUUCUGUGGUGCUAUGUUUAUUCCUGAAUGGCCUGUAAGGUGCAUUCCUGAAUGGUCUGCGAGGUGCCAGCCAUCUCCGAAAAAACCCAGCAGCGCACUGAGAACGACCUCCACGGUCAUUCUCUUCCCUGGCCUUUGCGCAUUUUGUGCUUGCCAGUAGGCUUCCGC